GUGUUGAAUUUCUUCACAGUCUGUCUUCUCGCCGUCGCUGUGGCCGUCGUGUAGUUGCCGUCGUCGUUCGUUGUCGAUUGAUUUUUGGGCAAUAGAAAAUUGUAAGUGAAAAGUUUCCAACGCAAUUGCAAAUUCUUUGCACCAUCGAAUCGCACAAAUUUUCGGCUAGUUUUGCAAAAUUCCGUUGCAGUUAAAGUGAGGUUUCGCAGCUCCGCAUAAAAGAAACACAAAAAAAAUAAAUCAUCAAGAUGUCCGAGUAUUGGCUUAUUUCAGCCCCUGGCGACAAAACCUGCCAACAAACGUUCGACACCAUGAACAAUCUCACCAGCAAACAAAAUAAUCUAUGCAACAACUAUAAGUUUCAUAUACCCGACUUGAAGGUCGGUACACUCGAUCAAUUGGUCGGUCUCUCCGAUGAUUUGGGUAAACUGGAUACUUAUGUGGAGCAAAUUACACGCAAAGUUGCCGCCUAUUUGGGUGAGGUGCUCGAGGAUCAACGCGAUAAGUUGCACGAAAAUCUACUCGCCAACAACACCGAUCUUUCCGUGUACAUUACCCGCUUUCAAUGGGAUAUGGCCAAGUACCCGAUUAAGCAGUCGUUGCGCAAUAUUGCCGAUAUUAUUUCGAAACAAAUUGGGCAAAUCGAUGCGGAUCUGAAGACUAAGUCAACGGCUUAUAACAGUCUUAAGGGUAACUUGCAAAAUCUGGAGAAGAAGCAAACCGGAAGUUUGCUGACCCGUAAUUUGGCCGAUUUGGUCAAGAAGGAACAUUUCAUUCUCGAUUCCGAGUAUUUGACCACAUUGUUGGUGAUUGUGCCAAAAAUCCUAGCUAACGAUUGGUUAGCCAACUACGAGAAGAUCACCGACAUGAUCGUGCCACGUUCCUCGCAUAUGAUCACACAAGACAAUGAUUAUUGCUUGUUCAAUGUGACACUCUUCAAGAAGGUCGUUGAAGAAUUCAAACUGCAUUCGCGUGAACGUAAAUUCAUUGUACGUGACUUCGUCUACAAUGAGGAGGAGUUAGCAGCUGGCAAGAAUGAGAUGACCAAGCUCAUUACCGAUAAGAAGAAGCAAUUUGGCCCAUUGGUCAGAUGGUUGAAGGUGAACUUCAGCGAAGCUUUCUGCGCUGUGGUGCAUGUGAAAGCGCUGCGCGUCUUUGUAGAAUCCGUUUUGAGAUACGGUCUACCCGUCAAUUUCCAAGCCAUCCUUAUCGAACCCAACAAGAAGAGCGUGAAACGCCUACGUGAAUGCCUUAAUCAACUGUAUGGACAUUUGGAUGGUGCUUCUGCUGGUGGUCAGAGCAAUGCCAGCAUUGAUAAUGUUGACAUCCCCGGCUUGGGCUUUGGCCAAUCGGAAUACUUUCCUUAUGUGUUUUACAAACUGAACAUCGAUAUGGUGGAAACAGCAAAAAUCUAAAGUUCUUUUUGAGUUGAACGCUCAACAAAUCCAAUUUAGCCUAAUCACAAAUGAAAUGAAGAGAAAUACCUUUACAAAUACGUUUACAAAGCAUGCGAGAAGAAGCAGCAGCAACAACAAACUAUAAUUAUCCUACAAGUGAAACAAAAAGCAAACGCUAAAAAAAAGUUUAUAUAAAUCUUUAAAAUAGUAUAAAGUAAAUUACUAAACCAUAUGUAUGUAUGUUGUCAGUUCCACGUUCUUUGUUCGGUGUAAUUGCGCGGCAUAAACGAACAGCGGUUGAUAAAGAGAGGAGCGUUAGUUAAAACACGCUGUGUAAGCGCUCUGGUCAUACCAUGUUAAAAAAAAAAAAACAAAAAGUAUAAAAGCAAUGCUUUACAUACAUAUAUACAUAUAUAUAUAUAUAUUUAUAUAUAUAUGUGUAUAUAUUAUAUAUAUGUAUGUAUAAAUAUUUCGCGUCUUCUACGAAAUUUUGUAGUUAUUUCUCUAUGUUGUUAAAAAUUUUAUUAUUUUCUUUUACAUAUAUACAUAUUUGUUUUAACAUUGUUUGGCGAAAAAAAAAUUAUUUACACACACACACACACAUGCAUACAUACAUACAAACACACUAAAUUUCGCCAACUUGUAUUUGCGUGCGCAUUGCUGUUGUUAAAAGCAAAAAAAAAAACAAAUUUCGCCAACAAAUUUUAAUGCCGAGUUUUUGGGCUGCAGUGGUUUAAAAGUGUAAUUAAUUAUAGAGUAUAUAUAUACUAUAGUAGGUUUCUUCGUUUCGUUAUUCAACUUUUUGUGUUUUUGGUAUAUUAAGCCAAUUUGACAGUAUUUUCUAUUAUCCUUUAACCAUCUGUCGUUGUGUUGUUAGUUAAAAUGACUCUUUUUCUGCAUGCAUGCUUCGCCAACAACAGUGGGGUAAAUUUUUUGUUUUCCAACUCUAAAUUUUAUUGUUAAACUAUUAGCUAUUUAGCGCAAAUUAUUGCCGUUUUGCUUUCAUCUACAAUAAAUAUACAUAUUAGACACAAAUUGUUUUUUUUCUAUGCGCAAUUUUUUCAUUUUAGUUUUUGAGGUUAACACCGUAAGCAUUCAAGCAAUUAUACAGCUAUUGUACUUUUAUAUACAUACAUAUACAACACACACAUAUACAUACAAGGCGAAUUAAGCUGACGUUGAUUUAUCGUUUAAUUGCGCAAAAGUGUUCUUAUUUUUUACGCCACAAUCACGAAGCGCUGGUGUACAUAGCGUCAGCAGCAUAUAAAUGAGAACAACUUUUAAAUAAUUACAAUAAAACGGCAACAACAACAUUUAUUAUUAUUAUUAUUAUUAUUAGUUAAUAACUGUAUAAAUCAACGCCGUACUAUUUGCAUUAGCAAUGCUAAUAUCUAGUAUAAACGUACUAAGUACUAGCAUUGUGUGCUAUGUAAAGUGAAAUGUAUAUUUACUAAUAUAUGUAUGUUUAUUGUUGUUGUUGUUGUUCAAAGCAGAAGAAACUAGCCUACAUAUAUACUGUUGCAUGUUUUUUUGAUUAAUAAUCAUACAUGUACAACUGGCGCCAUAUUGCUUGUGUGUUAAACUUAAAAAAUUUUAAUAAAGCCAAGAAAUAUUAUAAAUAAUAUGCGCAUAAAAGGGCAUAAGGGAGGGAGCUGCGCGGUUGUGAAGUUAAGCUAACAAAAUUGUAUUCAGUAAAAAGAGGAAAUUUAAUUUCAUCAAUGAAACAACCGCUUGCACUUCCCUUACACAAAUUACAACAAAAAAGAAACUAUGUGUCCUUUUUUGAAACCCCCCGCAACAUUGUUGAGAAAGAGAACGUACAAUAAUAUUUGUAAACUCUAAACUUAAAAAAGUAAAAUAAUUAUAUAUAUACAUAUAUAUUAUUGUUAUAUAAAUGAAAUGAAUAAUUCAAAUUUUAUUGCAUAUUAAUGAAAAGGUACACAUCAAAUUACAUAAGCUUACAGAAUUAUACACACACACACCCUCUCAAAGCCACAGAAACACUCUCACACAUACACCUUGAAACACAAGACACACACACAACUAAUUUGCAACAGAAAAACAAGUGAAAACAAAACCAAACCAAACUCUAUGUAAAUGUACAUUACGAGUAUUUAAGCAGUCAGUAUGAAAAGAUAAGUAAGUUUGAUGAAGCGUAAAAGAGUAACGAGCUAACGCCAUCCUUGUAAAUAAUUAUACGAAAAAAAGACAUUCCAA
Molecule: messenger RNA, 3614 nt
Organism: Zeugodacus cucurbitae (melon fly)
Lineage: Eukaryota; Metazoa; Arthropoda; Insecta; Diptera; Tephritidae
Product: V-type proton ATPase subunit C
Exons: 9
Coding region: 249-1415 (388 amino acids)
Biological process (GO): proton transmembrane transport
Cellular component (GO): lysosomal membrane; vacuolar proton-transporting V-type ATPase, V1 domain
Molecular function (GO): proton-transporting ATPase activity, rotational mechanism
Source: RefSeq, a predicted model, not a curated record